Marasmius oreades (fairy-ring Marasmius) is the source of this 800-nucleotide messenger RNA. RefSeq lists its product as uncharacterized. The coding region runs from base 6 to 800 and encodes 264 amino acids. The record is from RefSeq and is a predicted model, not a curated record. The transcript is spliced from 2 exons. Lineage: Eukaryota; Fungi; Basidiomycota; Agaricomycetes; Agaricales; Marasmiaceae.
CUGACAUGGACGUGCCCUACCACACCGACACUGAUAGAGAUCCUCUCAGAGAAUUCGAUUUCUACCCCUCCCAUCACUGUCAUCGACCUCUUCUAUGUUUCGUUCAUGGCGGUGCAUGGCGAUCCGAGGACAAGAAGGACCAUGCCUCUUUGGCCCAAAAAUUAGUAGAGGCCACCGGUUGCCCUGUUGCUGUUCCCAACUAUCGAUUGACGCCAAAGACUGGCGAGGACGGUCCUCCCUUUCAUCACCCUGGACAUGCCCAAGAUACCCUUCAGUUUCUCACUUUUAUUCUCACUUGGCAGCCUGCCGACUCGGCAGCACUCUUUGACCACCGUCGACUCUACCUCAUAGGACACUCUUGCAGUGCACAUAUGUUGUCCGCAAUCAUCCUCGACUCCUCCGAUGUCAAUCCAACUCUGACACCAACAAAAAACCUGCUCACUGCAGUCCAAGGUGUCAUCAUGUCCGAAGGAAUUUAUGACAUUGACAAACUAUUGGCACGAUAUCCUCGGUACCAUGACUGGUUCAUCGAUGCUGCCUUUGGCAACCUGCCGUCCUACAACCGCUUUUCGGUCGCGACUUAUCCUCUUCGCGUGGAACAUGUCCGAUGGCUCAUUAUUCAUUCCAAGGGCGACACCCUUGUCGACGUGGCUCAAAGUCAAUUGAUGGUGGAACAUCUCAAAGCCGUAUCAAACCCACAUCUCGUCUGCCAGUAUCUCGAAGAGCUAGCGGAUGAGCACGAUGACAUACUAAAGUCCCCUCUGUAUAUACAAUUCGUAGCAAACUUCGUCGCACAGUAA